AUGAGCCCCGGUCAGUCGCGCCACGCCAUGAACCUCCGUCCACCCAGGACCCCUCGUUGGAGACGUAGGACACCUGCUUCGCCAUCGGCUGCCCCACGACGUGGAGGCCCCAGUGCAUCUGCCCCAGCUGCACCACAACGCGCAGGCCUCAGGGCAUCUGGCCCAGUACGCCGUAGGCUGCCUGCUCGCCAGGCCGCCAUUAGAACUCGUCACAGUGUCACUGAGGGCGUAGUACGCACUGUGGUGCGCCGCGCCGAGGCCCCCGCUGCUGCUGCCGCCACAGAGAGUUCAAACAACUCUGAAGGGGAGGAAAUCAUUAGCCUAUCGUCAGAUAGCGAUAGCGAACUCGAUCCUAACACCUGGGGCGAAGAAACCCCAGGCAGCCCUGUUCGCGUACGCAACCGCACCCGGGCAUCUUGCUCUGCUCGUGAAGCGAUGAAGGUCAUACAAAAGGAGGUGCUCCGCCUCUCUAAAUUCCAGGAGCUUCUCGAGGAGGAGUACGACGCCGAAGAAAUUGGGCAGGCGUUCCGGUUCAUUGACAAAGAAGAGGAACUCACGGAUCGUAUUGACUUUCUGGAACGCCAAGUAAAGUCUUUAAGGCAAACCUUGGAACACAUUCAGGGUCGAGCCCAACUACACUUGGGUCGUCAUUAG
This is a messenger RNA of Psilocybe cubensis, 654 nucleotides long. RefSeq lists its product as uncharacterized. The transcript is spliced from 3 exons. The record is from RefSeq and is a predicted model, not a curated record. The coding region runs from base 1 to 654 and encodes 217 amino acids. Lineage: Eukaryota; Fungi; Basidiomycota; Agaricomycetes; Agaricales; Agrocybaceae.